Messenger RNA from Plasmodium inui San Antonio 1, 540 nucleotides. RefSeq lists its product as hypothetical. The record is from RefSeq and is a predicted model, not a curated record. The transcript is spliced from 2 exons. The coding region runs from base 1 to 540 and encodes 179 amino acids. NCBI's taxonomy places the organism in Eukaryota, Apicomplexa, Aconoidasida, Haemosporida, Plasmodiidae.
AUGAGUCCGAAGAAGGAAAUUACAACUAUCUCUUCCAAGGAACCUAGGAAGCCAAAGAAUACCCAGCCAAGAAAUCGUCUCCCAAAACUAUCAAAGAAUGAGUUGAGCACUAUGAUGUGUAUCCAAGUAACAGAAAGAGGUCUUCGACUCAAGGAGCUAGAGAUUACAUUCCCCUUCCCCAUAUGGCUGGAUCCGCGAAAACGAAAAAAAGUAUCUGAGCAGCCAAAAGAUGAUCGAAUAUCCCCCUCAAAGGUUAGUGAAAAUAAUUAUCAGGAACAGAUUGAGACGAAGAAGAGUAAUGAAUCCUUCAAUUCCUCUGAUGCGAAAAAUUUGACAAGCAUUGAUACCGAAGAGUCCUUAAUUAGCCUAAAAAGAAAAGGCAGGAUAGAAUUUAUUAUGUUGCAUAUUUUAUUGACAUCGGAAAGCAUAAACCCUCUUAAGAGUAAGCUGAUGACUAAUGUCAUAAAGAGAAUGCAUCUAACAACGUACAUGCUGUUUUAUUUUUUACGAAUCGUGAUUGACAUUAUAACGAACAAUUAA